CAAAGCAAAAGAGAGUCACAUAAAGAGGAGAGAGUAUAUGACUUACCUUACCUAACCUGCUAUCUACGGGACGACAGGGUUAGAUACUGUAUAAAAAGUUCUCAUCGCAUAUCGACUAUAGUUAUUUAUUUUGGACUCACAUAUCCUUUGACUGAAUCCUUUUCGUGCCGAUCCGGCCUCUACUGGGCCAACCCCCUCUACGUGUUUUCGACUUUCCCUUGGUGUCGAUCGUUAGUCCAAUUCAGCUGGGCUUCGGGGGCUAGUUAUAAAAGAAGAAGAAAGAAGAAAAAAGGAAGAGGUUAUCUACUUGACAUACCCCUAUAUUCACGCUUUCAAAGUCUCUCUUGCAGUUUACAACGAACCGUGGUAAACGGAAUCGUUCAAACAUGGAGAAGAUCACGGACAAGAUAGCCGCUUUGCCGGCCGACUCGAAUUACUUCUCGCUCGAGUUCUUCCCUCCGAAGACCGCUAUGGGCUUUUCCAACCUCCGCGACCGUCUCGAUCGAAUGGCACGGGCGCUACGACCUUUAUUCGUAAACGUAACAUGGGGUGCUGGCGGAUCUACUGCCACCAAGUCUCUCGAACUCGCCGAGAUAUGUCAGAGGGAAUUGAACUUGACGACAUGUCUACAUUUGACGUGUACGAACAUGAGCCGGAAACUGAUUGACAGGGCGUUGGAAGAUGCGAAAGCAUUAGGUAUCAGGAACAUCUUAGCCUUAAGAGGCGAUCCUCCACGGGCUGCCGAAUACCAAGACCCCAAUGAGAAUCCUGAGGAUGCUAUAGACGAAACCUUUAAGUGGGCUAUUGAUUUGGUCCGGUAUAUAAAGAAGACUCAUGGAGAUUAUUUCUGUAUCGGUGUCGCGGCAUAUCCCGAAGGCCAUGCCGACGAGAGCCAUCCUUUGGGCCAGAGUCUGGAACACGAUCUGCCUUACUUGGUUGACAAGACCCUUGCUGGGGCCGAUUUUCUCAUGACGCAGCUAUUCUUCGACACGGAUGCUUACGACGAUUUUGAGCGAACCCUGAGGGACCACCCCAGCGGCGCGUUUAAGACAAUUCCUAUCAUCCCUGGGUUGAUGCCCAUUCAGAGUUACCAAAUGAUCAAGCGGACGACGAAGCUCAGUCAUGCCAAAAUACCCGACGCGAUAAUGUCACGGUUAGACGCCGUGAAGAUGGACGACGAGAAGGUCAAAAGCGUUGGUGUAGACAUCUUAUGCGAGAUCGUCGAAAAGGUCAAGGAGAUCAAAAGUAGGACACCUGGGCCUAGAGGGUUCCAUUUCUACACUUUAAAUCUCGAAAAGGCCGUGUCCUUUAUCAUCGAAAGGUCGGACCUCAUACCCCUCAGCUCUCCUAUCGAAGAAGAGGCCAUCCAGGAUAUCACAUCCAAGAUCCCGGCCCUCCAGGUCAACGGAUCCCUAGACCACGAACCUCUCCCGGAAGUUUCCCGAAGUAGAAGGCAAUCGAACGUCAGCUCGGAUACCCGUAACCGCGUCAUCGUCUCCGGACGACCGAUAUCCCAUCCCGAAUACGAAGCUACCUCGGCCGAAGCCAGCAUACCAGCGGAGCCGAUCAAUAGUCGAGCUAACACCUUGGCGAUCUCGGAGGGUGAAGGAGUGCUUGGCCGAGAAGCGACUUGGGACGACUUCCCCAACGGCCGAUGGGGUGAUGCCCGAUCACCCGCAUACGGUGAAAUAGACGGGUACGGGCCUAGCUUGCACGUCUCCCACGCACAAGCCGUCGGUCUUUGGGGCUACCCCGCCAAACGGGAAGAUAUCAACGACCUAUUCGUGCGACAUCUCAAGAAGGAGCUCUCGGCCAUCCCGUGGAGCGAGGAGGAAUUCAACGAGGAGACGCAGAUGAUCGCCGACGAGCUCGUCCGGCUGAACCGGAAGGGCUGGUGGACCGUGGCCUCGCAGCCGGCGGUCAACGGGCUGCGGUCGUCGGACCCGGUCUUCGGCUGGGGCCCGCAGCAAGGGUUCGUGUUCCAGAAGGCGUUCGUCGAGUUCUUCAUCCCGUCGGCCGAGUGGAGGGUCCUGCUCGAGAAGCUCCAGAGCUCCGAGGUCCAGGACACGGUGUGCUUCUACGCGGCCAACGCGGCGGGCGACUUCGUCUCGUCGGACCUCACCGGCGGCCUGGCCGGCGAGGCCAAGGAGCCCAGCACCAACGCCGUCACCUGGGGCGUCUUCCCCGGCAAGGAGAUCGUCACCCCGACCAUCAUCGAGGAGGUCAGCUUCCGCGCCUGGAGCGAGGAGGCCUUCGGCAUCUUCGGCGCGUGGGCCCAGAUCUACGGCAAGGGCUCCGACACCGAGAAGCUUCUCGAGAAGGCCAAGGCCGACUCCUGGCUCGUCAAUAUCAUCCAUCACGAUUUUGUGGAUAGGGAUGCCUUGUGGCGGUUGUUACUUGACUAACCUACCUAAGUCAGGUAGGUACUAAUAUAUGUAUGUACCUAUACCUAUACCGAAAGGUAAAAAAUAAAAAGAGGAAAAGAAAAGAAAGAGGAAAACUAAGAAAUUAUGCGGGACGGUUCAUUCGCGACGAGAGCAAUUAGUCUGCCUGCCUGCCUGUCUAGAUAGAAAAGUACCUCGAUUAGGCU
This is a messenger RNA of Daldinia caldariorum, 2590 nucleotides long. RefSeq names its product MTHFR-domain-containing protein. Gene Ontology annotation, cellular component: cytosol. The coding region runs from base 387 to 2405 and encodes 672 amino acids. The transcript has a single exon. NCBI's taxonomy places the organism in Eukaryota, Fungi, Ascomycota, Sordariomycetes, Xylariales, Hypoxylaceae. The record is from RefSeq and is a predicted model, not a curated record. Gene Ontology annotation, molecular function: methylenetetrahydrofolate reductase [NAD(P)H] activity; FAD binding. Gene Ontology annotation, biological process: tetrahydrofolate interconversion.